UGUAUUGUAUUUAACAAUGGUAGCAAUUAUAUCCCCCACAUCACCAAGUCUCCAUAAUCUCUAAACAAGACUUUUGCCUUACCCCACUGAACGGCAUAGGCAUAACUUAUUGAGAGCAAUCUUAGUUGGAGUCAUAGUUAAUGCUGUGAAACUAUAUAAAGUGAGUAAUAACUGCACUUUAGUAACAAUAGUUGAAAGUAACCACUAUAAAAUGAACGUACCCACCAAUAAAUGCUUAAUUGUAGGAGACAUCAGUGUCGGUAAAACCAGUCUAACUAGUCGUUUGAUUACUGGAGUUUCUCCUGAUCCUACUGAUACUAUUCCUGAUGUUCAUGAAGUUCAUUCUGUUGAACUGAAGAUAGGCGAGAGAGUUGUGGCACUACUAUUAACAGAUACAGGAAGUUCACCUGAUUCACAGAAGUUGUAUGAACAUGCUGCCGUGGUAUUUAUCUGUUUUGCUAUCAAUGAUGUAACUUCUUUCGAUCAUGUUAAGAGUCAAUGGUUAGAUGUUGUUAGGAGUCAUACCAAGAGUGACGUUCCUAUCUUUCUAGUAGGAUGUAAGAGUGAUCUUCGAGCUGAAGAAGGUCAUAUUGUUGUGGAAAACAGAACAGCUCGUGCCUUGGCUACUGAAAUAGGAGCUAUAAAUUAUAUCGAGACUUCCAGCUAUACUGGUAAGGGCACUAAGGAGUUGAUAGACGAGGCAACACAGGCUCUGUUUCCUAAAAAAGUGUCCAAACCACUCCGCUAUAAAUGUAUUCUUCAGUAGCGAUUCACGUGAUAACUUUACUACUACGAGCGACUUCUCUGUGUAUAGUAUAAUACAUAUAUGUUUGUAUGAUAAAAGAGUGGUUGCAAGUUGCAAGUUGACGGUUAGGGCAAUCCAACUGGUAGCGCUGCUUUUUUU
This is a messenger RNA of Scheffersomyces amazonensis, 904 nucleotides long. Its product is annotated as P-loop containing nucleoside triphosphate hydrolase protein. Lineage: Eukaryota; Fungi; Ascomycota; Pichiomycetes; Serinales; Debaryomycetaceae. The coding region runs from base 212 to 766 and encodes 184 amino acids. Gene Ontology annotation, biological process: small GTPase-mediated signal transduction. The transcript has a single exon. The record is from RefSeq and is a predicted model, not a curated record. Gene Ontology annotation, molecular function: GTP binding; GTPase activity.